GUCGCGCAUGCGUGAUUGCAUCGGGGAAACAUGAGUGGUGGCAGUUCCGUAACGGUGUCCCCGCGUAAAGGUGAGGAGUUCCCGGUUUCUGGCGGAGGCAAUAAGAAACGGGACUCGUUGGGAUCAGCGGCGGGUCACCCGAUUGUGAAAGAUGUUGGAGAAAUAUAUUCUCGGCUUUUGGAUCACAGGCCAGUUAUACAAGGAGAAAUCCGUUACUUUGUUAAAGAAUUUGAAGAAAAACGUGACUUCCGAGAAGUCAGGGUCCUUGAAAACCUGAAGAACACAGUUUUUGAAGCAAGUGAUCAAACUGUGCCAAAGUGUGAACAAGUCCUUCGUGACAGUCUAAGCGAAGCGCUCAGGAGAUUGCAGGCAGGCAAUGAGAUGGUCAUCAGGCUCCAGCAGAGAGAGCAGGAAGAAAAACAGUUGCAGAUCGAAAAGCUAAUGGCUGGUGAGAAACAACGUAUAGCCCAGUGGGAUGAAUUUCUGAAGGACCAGCACAGCCUAAGGGCGGUUCUGGAUGAAGAGCACACCAAAGCGAUGGAGCGCCUUAAAGAACAGUAUGCGAUCAUGGAGAAGGACCUGACCAAGCACACUCUUUAAGCGUUCUCGUGUUUCCCUUUUGUAGUUUCAUUAUUCGCCUGGUUACAACAUGUCCUCCAUCACAGAAUUGCCAGCACAAAGUCUCUGUUCAGACAACACAGCAGCAAUAGCAAAAACUUAGGAAAAAAAAAUCAGUGAUCACCGAAAAUGAUUUGUGAAAAUCUUAGUAACACUAAAUUCUUUCUUCUCAGCUUUUUAAAACUUCAGAUGUUUGUGGUACCAGUAUUCUUCCCUAUCAAACAAGUCUAGUUUGACUUCAUCCACUUAAAUUACCCACCUUUUCAGUAUGUCUGAUUUUUCAUGCAAUCGUAAUGAAUUCUGGGUCUUAAAAGCACAGACUGUUGGGGAAUGGGCAUAAAUUUGGGUCGGGUGAUAGGAUAAGCUUUUGUGAGAAGAUGUGAAAAGUGGAUUGUGGAAAUUUAGCUGUAAAAAACUCAGGAUGGCACAGAGUGGUGGAAGUAAAUAGUCUUGGGUCAAUACUUUCAUUAUUUAUGAUUGAUUACCAAGGUUGAUUACCAUUAUUUAUGGUUGAUUACCAGGUUGAUUACCAAGAGAGCCAGGUCUUUUGGAGGAAACAGUGUUCCUGUCACCACUUGUUGCUGUGCAGAAAAGAGCAAAGUAUUUUUUAAAACGCCAAUUCUUUUUGUCAUGUGUUUUUGGGUAGCCGACGGUACAAGAAGCGUCUGCCAUAUUGAGAAGUCCACCUGAAGUGGGAGUAAGCUCAGCCUGGUUAGCGGGAUAACUUCUGUCUUCUUGUGAACACUGCUAGGGAGAAUGUUUUGAGAUGAAGGACUUUCACACCCAUCCGGGAGGGUGGAGAGGGCGAAUAUGCUGCUGUGGUCCAAUGGAUUUGCCCUCCCUGAGGUACUUGCCGUGGCGGAGGGGCAGAUCUGCGGGCAGGCAGCCACGUGGCCCUCUAUGGCGGGGGAAUGCAGGGCUGAAUGCCGCAUCAGUGUCCCUGUGCCACCACUGCCAGAAUAUCAAGGGUGGUCCAGGGGAGGGGCCAACGCUAGUCAUCUUCCACUCAGUUGUUACCCUGUUACACCAGCAGCUGGGACCUUUUUGGCAGCAUAAAUCCUUUAAGCCCAGUGGCAGCAAAGCUUUUUUCUGUUCUUCACCACCCCACACUGCCAGCGAGCACCCUUGGGAAAGGCUGCAUGGCUGCGGUGUCACAUCCAGGUGCCCGGUUCUUUGGCUGCGGCUGCCCGUGUAUUAUCGUCUUCUUGCAAUGAGAUUGUAUUACGGAAUAUGAACAGCUCUUACGUUCAUUGCAAUAACUUGUAUUAAAUAUUAACAUAAUGGGUAGUAUGCAUUGUGGAGGUUGACCAGCUCCUAUCUUCAUUGCAAUAAACUUGUAUUAGAUAUUAACAUGAUGGAUAGUAAGCUUCUUGGUUAGCCUUACCUGAACUUCAACUUAAAAGCAAAGCAUCAGGAUUGAAUUUGGGGCAAACUGAACAGCGGCACAAGAAAAUCGAGUGUUUUAACUGUGGAACUUUCUGUAAAAUCGGAACACGUAAGACAAAAUGGCUCAUUAUCUGUGUUGCAAAUGGGCUAACAAUGGCUCCCUGUGUGAGGGUAUGGCUUGGUGUCAAGGCUCCGUCCCGGCAGCCUGUUGAUAAUGUGAUUAAAGCAAGCAGAGGAGAUGGAAUAA
Molecule: messenger RNA, 2251 nt
Organism: Sphaerodactylus townsendi
Lineage: Eukaryota; Metazoa; Chordata; Lepidosauria; Squamata; Sphaerodactylidae
Gene: BLOC1S5
Product: biogenesis of lysosomal organelles complex 1 subunit 5
Exons: 5
Coding region: 31-600 (189 amino acids)
Cellular component (GO): BLOC-1 complex; transport vesicle
Source: RefSeq, a predicted model, not a curated record